Cucurbita maxima (winter squash) is the source of this 1253-nucleotide messenger RNA. RefSeq names its product protein trichome birefringence-like 38. The record is from RefSeq and is a predicted model, not a curated record. Gene Ontology annotation, cellular component: Golgi apparatus. Gene Ontology annotation, molecular function: O-acetyltransferase activity. NCBI's taxonomy places the organism in Eukaryota, Viridiplantae, Streptophyta, Magnoliopsida, Cucurbitales, Cucurbitaceae. Bases 23 to 1114 code for a protein of 363 amino acids. The transcript is spliced from 5 exons.
CAGUCAGAGCCCAAAAUCUGGGAUGGGUCUUCCAUUCAGAGCUCUGGCCCUCCUACUUUUACAACUUCUGUUUCUCUGUUUACUACAAACUGCAAGAGCUGAGGAUCUCUACAACAUAAGCAAUGUGGGAAGUAGGAAGCAGGAGAGGGCGUGCAAUUUGUUUCAGGGAAGAUGGGUUUUUGAUCCUUCUUUACCUCUUUAUGAAUCUUCAAGCUGUCCCUUCAUAGACCCUGAGUUUAACUGCCAAAAGUAUGGCAGACCAGAUCGAUCCUACCUCAACUACAUUUGGAAACCAGACUUGUGUGAUCUUCCAAGGUUUGACGGGUUGGAGCUUCUGAGGCGGUGGAGAGGGAAGAAGAUAAUGUUUGUAGGCGACUCACUGAGUCUCAACAUGUGGCAGUCCUUAACAUGUAUGAUUCUAGCGUCGGCGCCAAAAGCCAAAACCUCCAUAGUCAGGCGGGACUCACUCUCUACUGUGAUCUUCCAGGACUAUGGAGUAAGCGUGCUUCUUCACAGAACGCCCUACCUCGUAGACGUAGUCAAAGAGAGGGUUGGAAGAGUACUAAAGCUUGAUUCCAUUGAAGGAGGCAGUGUGUGGAAGGGAAUGGAUGUGCUCAUAUUCAACUCCUGGCAUUGGUGGACGCACACUGGGAGAUCCCAGCCGUGGGAUUAUGUGCAAGUAGGAAAUACAGUAAAGAAAGAUAUGAACCGUCUAGAGGCAUUCUAUCAAGGGUUGACCACCUGGGCAAGAUGGGUGGAAAUGAACGUUGAUCCCAGUAAAACCAGUGUCAUUUUCCAGGGAAUCUCCCCCACUCAUUAUGAGGGAAAGGAUUGGAACCAACCAAGAAGGAGUUGCAAUGGAGAAAGCGUACCGCUGUCGGGGUCACUGUAUCCAGCAGGGACGCCACCCGCAGCAGAAAUUGCGAAGAGAGUGCUGAGUAGAAUGAGAACCCCAGUUUACUUGCUAGACAUCACAACGUUGUCGCAACUGCGGAAAGAUUCACAUCCCUCUAUUUACAGCGGGGAGCACGCAGGAACAGAUUGCAGCCACUGGUGCCUUCCCGGUUUGCCCGACACUUGGAACCAGCUUCUCUAUGCAGCUUUCACCGUGUGAAGGUCGAUCAAGUUCUUUUGCAGCCACAGGAACAGAUUGCAGAUAGAACUUCCUUCAUUUCAUUAACCACCUUAACGGCAAUUCAAAGCAAGAAAUGUAAUGGCAACAAAGCAAUUGUAUAAAGUAAUUGAUGAUUUUA